CGCACCGCUGCAGCCCUAGGUUUAAAUUGAGGUCUUUGUUGAGACCAAUAGACAAAUAUUGCUCAAGCUUUUCAUACACAGGAGAAUAUAAUAAAAAGAAAAAAUUACGUUGGAUACAGUCGAGACACUGCAAGACUAAUGCAACGGCAUAAGUAGAGCUGACAACAUCGGAUGUACACAAACAAACCCAGCGUUCUCGGUUUAAGGAGGUAUUGUUUUUGCUUUUAAGCGUAGGUUGCUUUUAUUCCGAAAUCGCUAUAAGUGGUUGAUCGACAUGGGGAAAUAUCAUAUUUAAAAAGAAAAUCAUGAAAGAGCAUAGGGAUAUUUCUGUGGAAAGGUUGCCCAUGGCACACAGAACAAGUGGGGUUCAACUCUCUAGCUGCCUCGUCCAAACAGAGGAGAAGGGGGAACCUAAGAGAAGAUACCUGUGGGCCAUCUCUAUCCCUCAUAUUUCACAUAAAUAGUCAACAUUUGGGGAUCGUGACAGAGGAUGGAGACUGUAGGGAAAUUCGAGUUCAGCAGAAAGGAUCUUGUAGGACAUGGUGCCUUCGCAGUGGUGUUCAAAGGCAGGCAUCGAGAGAAGCACGAUUGGGAGGUUGCAGUCAAAUGCAUAAACAAGAAGAAUUUGGCCAAAUCUCAGACUCUCCUCGGGAAAGAAAUCAAGAUAUUGAAGGAACUCAAACAUGAAAACAUCGUUGCAUUACAUGACUUCCAGGAAACAGCAAGCUCUGUGUACCUAGUAAUGGAGUACUGCAAUGGAGGAGACCUGGCUGACUACUUGCACUCUAAGGGCACUUUAAGUGAAGACACCAUCCGAGUAUUUCUGCAGCAGAUAGCAGGGGCCAUGAGGGUUCUUCAGGCCAAAGGCAUCAUCCACAGAGACCUGAAACCCCAGAACAUCCUGCUUUCCCACCCUGCAGGCCGCAAGUCCCAUUCCAACAACACCUGCAUCAAGAUAGCUGACUUUGGCUUUGCACGGCACCUUCAGAAUAACAUGAUGGCCGCCACACUCUGUGGGUCCCCCAUGUACAUGGCACCUGAGGUGAUUAUGUCGCAGAACUAUGAUGCAAAGGCUGACCUGUGGAGUAUAGGCACCAUUGUGUUUCAGUGCCUGACUGGGAAGGCUCCGUUUCAGGCCAGCAGUCCGCAGGACCUCCGCUUGUUUUAUGAGAAAAAUAAAACUCUCUGCCCAAACAUUCCUAGAGAAACUUCCAGCCAUCUCAGACACCUGCUGCUCGGCCUCCUGCAGAGGAACCAUAAGGACCGGAUGGACUUCGAUGAAUUUUUCAAACACCCUUUCUUGGAAGCAAGCUCCUCUAUGAAGAAGUCUGCUCCAGUUGCUGUGACAUGCUUUCCCAGCUCAGCUUCUGCCAGCUCAUGCAGUAGCUCGUCCACUUCACACCUGGCCUCUCCUCCUCAAUCCCUUGCGGAGAUCCAACAGGUCCGUGCAAAGGUGUUAGCCUCCCCGACACAAGACUCUCCAGGCUUCCUGCUGAAGGACUCAGGUGGUGGCGGUGGCGGCAGCAGUAGCAAGAACUCGUCCUGUGACACAGAUGACUUUGUCAUGGUUCCUGCUCAUUUCUCUAGUGAGCUUACCUGUGAAAGUCCUACAGGAAAGGUUCUCCAGGACAGUCUGAUGUAUAGUGGGAGUUCCCUUCUGGCUUCUGGAGGUCAAUGCAGUCAAGGCAAGACUCCUCCACGCUCCCCCUCCUACAGCAGCUCUCCUGGACCCAGCGGCGGGCCGAAUGAGUUCUCUGGGAGUAUCAAUAGCAGUUAUGGGCAGUCUGUACCCAUUCCAGUCCCCACACAGAUACGCAACUACCAGCGCAUGGAGCAGAACCUCCAUUUCCCGGGUCAAGAGGGCUCUCCAUCUCCACGGUCUGGCACAGUCCAAAGGUGCGGUAGUGGGAGUUCUCUGACCUGUGGACGAACAGGGCCCUCCCCUCCUCAGCUUGGAGGGCCUGGUUCUGCCCUCACUCCCUGUAGACUGUCUACGGGGGGUGCUAAACACUUCCAGCUCUCUCCACAGUUUGGCACCAUUCCGGAGUUACCAGGCCAAAUGUGCACAGCAGGUGCAGAAAUGGGUCACAGGGGCUCUCGAGGUGGAGAAACGAAGGCUCGGACCCAGCAGCCACAGAGCCUUGUCACACGGCUCAACAGCGCCCCUUGUUUGCUUGAGGCGACAGGGGGGUGCAGGCAGAAGAUCAGAAAGCAGCAUUCAGACCCGGUGGUAGUCCCUCAGGGAAAUGUGAUGCCCUUUAGGACCCUGCACUCCUCUCCCAGGCUUAGUGAACUUAUGCAACGCAGCCCCCUGCCAACCAUCCUGGGUUCACCUUCCAGAUCUCAGGCUAUGCCCUCAUUUGAGUUUCCCAAGCCCCCCAGUUCCCCAAACAUGGUCACGUUUUUGGCCCAGCAGGGACUCAGGCCAGCUCAGGGAGGCUUUGGAAGGUCUCAGAGUGCUGGCCGCCUGUCUGAUGUGCUACUGAUGGCAGCGUUUGGAGGACAGAUAGGAGAUAGAGACAGCAUGGAGAAUCUCAAUUUUGACAGAGCCAUGGACAUCACAGCACCCCAUGGUAGUGGAGCUUUUUUAGUGGGUUCAGGUAGCCCAGCUCGAGCGGUGUUCACCGUGGGUUCUCCACCCAAUGGAGGGACACCUCCACAGAGUUCUCGCAUAAGAAAGUACUCCGUAGGAUCUUCAAGUUCCAUUAGUCCGGUGGGGUCCCUCACCAAUCGCUACCCACAAUGCAUGGACGGCUACGAGGGGCCCUCCAGUCCACGCUAUGGUUUCACUGACCCCAUCUCAGCUGUUACUUUUGAAGCCCCUGAACUACCAGAAGAGACCCUAAUGGAGCAGGAACACACAGAAAUUGUGCAUAGGCUCCGGUUCAUGCUGGACUUUGCUCGCUGUAUAUUGGAGGUGGCAGAAUCUAGGGGUGGAGAGGCUGCCCAGGCAGAACAGUCCUCCAUUGGCCUACUACGGCAGCAGAGCCUGGUCGCCGAUCAGAUCAGCUCUCUGAGCCGAGAGUGGAGUUAUGCAGAGCAGUUGGUGCUUUUCAUGAAGAUGGCAGAGCUUCUGUCAUCUUCACUACACACAGCCAUGGAAGGAAUCAAACUGGGGAAGCUCUAUCCCUCUACUACGGUCAAACAAGUGGUCAGAAGGCUGAAUGACCUGUAUAAGUCCAGUGUCAUGUCCUGUCGUUCUCUGAGUGCUCAGCUGGAGCGAUUCUUCUCUCGUAAACACAGACUCAUGGACCACAUCAACAGCAUCACAGCUGAAAGGCUCCUCUUCAGCCACACUGUACAGAUGGUACAGACCGCUGCUCUGGAUGAGAUGUUUCAUCAGGGAUCAGCAUCAGUUCAGCGCUACUAUAAGGCCUUGCUGCUUAUGGAGGGGCUCUCUCUCCUACUAACAGAACAGGCCGAUAUCCUCAGCAUUAGCAAGUGUAAGCAAUGCAUCGAACGCCGUCUCACCGCCUUGCAAUCAGGCAUCUGUGUGUAAAGUCUCUCAACCAAGCUGCUGUUAAAUGGCCAAGAUUCCCAUUCUGCCCCCUGCAACUGUUGUAUCCAUCUUUGUCUAAGUGCUUUAGGGGAGGGAACAGUCCUUGGACUAAGUUAAUAUGACUGAAAGCUGAUGUCAUAAUACUUGAUGGUGGAGAGACUUUAAAAGUUGGCAGUGUUCACCUGGUGCCCCUUUAUAUCGUCACAGAGCCAGAAUGACAGAUUGAUCCCUUUGUAUAUUGUCAAGAGGAUAGAUUUUUCUGUCACUGAGUGGUCACGUCUCCACAGCUUGGUAAUCCACCAUGUACAAGUGUGUACAUACCAAUCGCCAGUCAAGUGUGUACUACAAGAUGACAAGCCUUGUCACGUGUCCCAUGCUUUGUGAUCCGUUGGUUCAAACAGGGGUUGAGAAUGUGGUUGCGUGUUAUAAAAUGGGUUGUGCAAUUUUAGUUGAUUGACAAAGUUUACCCACCCCAAUAUCCUUAUUUUCUCCUUAGUUUGUAUUUAAUUAUCUGCCCAUUCACUACAUGUUAACUUCCAGAGAGAAGUUAUCAAAUCAUUUUAAGAGAAUUAUUAGUACAUUUGACCUAUAGGGGAUGCUUCUUGUGUGUGCGAGCAUGUCUGUAUGUUUUUGUUUCGCUUUGCUUUGUGUUUUUUGGUUUGGUUUUGUUUGAAGUCAUUUUGUUUGGUUGGUUUAAUUCCAAGUGUCUAGUCAGAUGAAGACAUAAUGACUGGAUGAAUGUUUUCAGACAAGCAAAAUGGCAAUUUUGUUCACCAUGUGAAUUUUAUUAGAUUUACCAAGGCCCAACUUCGUCUAUCCCUCGCUGGAGAAUAAGCAUCAUCCUUACAUUAAAUUAGUGACCAUUAUUAUAAAUUGGCUGACCAAGUAACAGGCUGUUCAUGAAACAAAUUAGUAUGCCAAUUACGUAAAAGACAUUCCCAUUGUUUCACAGAAGGAAAUGGUGCAAAGCCAGCAAAAACAUUUGUAGCACUUAAGUGAAUGUUUACUAAGAACAUGGCAAAUUCCAUUUCCUCUUUAAAAUGUCUUAAAUGAAUGUAGUGUUUGGAUAACUCUUAUGGCCUGAUUGCAUUUUCCUUCUUUAAAAAAAAAGCUAUUACUCUGUUUUGUCUUUGGCAAUCAUUUGUAUGAAUGUAGCUUUACUUUUUAAGUCCAUGUGUUGGAACAGAUUCAGAACCUAAACUGAUUGAGGGGCUAACACAAGUAAAGAGGUCAAACGAAAGAGUCCUAAAUUUGUGCAUCGUUAAUAUAAUAUUAGUUGUUUAAGAGGAAUUUUAGUCAUGUAGCUGUUAGUAACGCUGCUCUGUAAGAUAUGCUUUAUUUACGGAACGAUUCUGUGUUUUCUAGUUAGAUAAUGGUGGUAUUAACAGUGGCAGGAUUAUUUUUGCCAGUUCAAUAUUAGGUUUAAUUUAUUGUUUGCAUCAAAGCAGGGCAGAAUUAAUAAGAAACUCUCGAUUUUACCUUUUAUUACAAUCCUAUGUGUUCUUUGGUGAUCAGUGCUGGUCCUGAUUUCCACAAAGAUUCAAUUGGGACAUUUUAAAUACCCAUUUUAGUGUUUUGUUUGAGAACAGAAUGUACUACUUCUGGGUUGUGCAUGCAUAGAGAUGUGUUGUUAUUGUUGUUGAUGUGGGCUGUGUAUUAUCUGAAGCAGGUAUUUCAAGGACAGGUCUUAAGAUGACAGUCUAUUCGAGUUUGCUGCACUGUUUGAGGGCUCUGUUGUAAUAUUAGCAAAAAGACAUUCAAAAGUAACCAGAACAUUUGGUUGAAUGUCACAACAACAUGUCCAGGUCAUAUUUCAUCCUAAAUCCAGGAGAAGGAAAAAAAAAACAUUAAAAAAAAUAAUUAAAAUGAAGCCUAUUUUAAGCCAUUUCCCACCAAAUUUUUUAUCUUCAAUCUUUAUGGUCUCAGAAAUAGAUGUAUAAGCUAUAAUUUAGUUUUCUUUAUUUUGAAUUUGGGGUGAUCGAUGACCUGGACAUGUUCCUGAAAGGUUUCAUGAGCUUCACCAAUUUAGUAGAAACGCCACCAUUUACCACUUUCAUCGUAAAGUUCAGAGUCACUGCUCUUUUGCCUUUUAUUUCAAAUGUGGUAUGUUUGUUUGUGUCUGUUGAAGCUAUUUAAAACAAAUUUAAAAAUGUGCCUUUGAAGAUAGAGAAAAAAAAAAUACUGAAAAAUAUAUUUCUCUAGAGCUUUUUUUUUUUAAAUUUUUUUUUUACAUAUUGUUAGUUAAUCUGCAGUGCAUUGUUGUUUUUAAUUGGUUCAAUUUGACCAUGCUGUGAUGCGGUGAAAUGGACAUUAGAUUUAGAUUUACUUCUAGCUAGUGUGUGUGUGUUAUAAGAAUCAUGUGUGCAUACUGUACAUAGUUUUCUUUGAAUAAACUGAAGUGUAGUGUCAUUAAGUGGGACAUAAGCAGUUAAUGUUAGUUCCAAAGGCCAGAGAAACUGUUUCUCUCUCUCUCUCUCUCUCUCUGAAUAACAUGAGGAUCAUGCAGCAUUAAGAUGUGCUUUCCAAUAAAGUGUAUUUAUAUUGUGCUUUUAAAAUACAUCAAAUUAAUAACACCCGUUUAAGCUCAUCCAUCAAAUGUAAAUGUGCGCCAAAAUGGACAUUGAUGCAUAUUAGCGUUUUCAGUCACUAUGAACAGGAUGAAGCAUUUGUCAGGAUGUAGCUGAGGUCAUAUCUGUUAUUGACUGAUGUACAGACACUAAAACUUGUUUCUGCAUCACUACACUGAUGUCCGACAGUCUCUUUCCACUCUACAAUAAUAAUGACAUGCAUCUGUUUUAUUCUCUACUCUUGGUAUCAAGUGUAAAUGUGGAUUAUAAAUGAUUGCUUUAAACUUGUACGCAUGAGGAUUUGCUUUCUGUUACCAUCUCCCCACCAAAGAAAAAAUAUGAAAGUUUCCAAUUUUGACUGUUGAUAAACAUUUACUUUUGUCUGUUGUGUAAGGAAUAAAAGGACCUAUACACACCGUUUCAUGUCUAUAAGUUGUAACUUUCUUUUUGCUUUAAAAAGUACAGCACCAAUAAAA
This is a messenger RNA of Xyrauchen texanus (razorback sucker), 6542 nucleotides long. Its product is annotated as serine/threonine-protein kinase ULK1-like. Lineage: Eukaryota; Metazoa; Chordata; Actinopteri; Cypriniformes; Catostomidae. The coding region runs from base 491 to 3499 and encodes 1002 amino acids. The transcript is spliced from 28 exons. The record is from RefSeq and is a predicted model, not a curated record. Gene Ontology annotation, molecular function: ATP binding; protein serine/threonine kinase activity. Gene Ontology annotation, cellular component: cytoplasm; autophagosome. Gene Ontology annotation, biological process: positive regulation of autophagy; autophagosome organization; peptidyl-serine phosphorylation.